CUCAUCGGUUUAUGAAUAAAUUUGAAUUAGCUCUCCAAACUCAGCAAGAAUUAUUAAACUACAUUCUAUCAACCUAAUGGAAGGAUGAUUUAGAUAAAUAAGAAUUAGAAGUAAUAUUUUAGAAAGUUUAAGUAUAAUAAUAAUCCUAUUAGAAUACUUGCAAUAUUAAAUUGGAUAUUGACUAAUUCUUUUCCAAAGAGAAAUAAGAAUAGUUAAAAUCAUAUUUAUAUGAAAAAUAAUAACAAGUAAAUAUGGACACAAUUAUUUCAGAUUAGAAGAAUAAAUAAAAGUUUACAGGAAACUUUAAAUAAGUCACCAUAAGUGUAAUAAUCUCCAACAUGUGUAAUAGCCUAAUUACCUCCAAGAUUCAAAAAUAACAAAGUGUCUUACUUCUAAUAGAUGUAAUUAUAGCAAUUUAAGAAUUUAGUCAUUAUUUCAAAACUAAUCUGAUUGAAUUGAAGAGUUGCCAUUAAAAAUUAAGCUAAGAGAUAGAAUUAAAAUAAUCUAGAGAAGCAAUAUAAAAAUAAAUUAACUUAUUACAAAUAGCGGAAAAUUUUAAAUUUGAACUAAAUUGUUUAGAAAGUGAAUUGAUGUAAAAUAGACUUUAAUUAAAUGAAUAAUUUGAGGUCAUCAGAAAAUAAAUAGAAAUUACUAUUGAGGAUGACUUGCUCCAAAAUUUAGUGAGUUAUUGCACAGCAAUUUCAAAAGCAAAUAUAAUAUUAAAGAAGCAACUAAUUAUAAUAAAACAAAUAUAUUCAUUUGAUACAAAAGAUUUGUAAAUACAAUAAAUUUAUUUUAGUUAUUUGUAGAUGAUGGAUAUAGAUAAAGAAAAUAAACAAACUAGUUAUUCUUAAGAUACUGAUGUUACAAGUUAAUAAUCACCAUAAAAAAAUAGCGAUUAAAAUAAAAUAAUCAACAAAAAUAUUAGAAAUCAAGAAUGUUUGUGUUCAAUAUUUUGA
Messenger RNA from Paramecium sonneborni, 959 nucleotides. NCBI's taxonomy places the organism in Eukaryota, Ciliophora, Oligohymenophorea, Peniculida, Parameciidae. The record is from the annotation of a GenBank genome assembly.